Messenger RNA from Rotaria sordida, 207 nucleotides. The record is from the annotation of a GenBank genome assembly. Lineage: Eukaryota; Metazoa; Rotifera; Eurotatoria; Philodinida; Philodinidae.
AUGGUUGCAGAUCAAAAUCGUUUAAUCAAUGCUGCUAGUGGAUGGCAAGAUCGAAUAGUACAUCAUGCUAAUCCAAAUCAUAAAAAUCAUUCGAGUAUAUCAGCAUUAAUACUUGCAGCUGAACUAGGUUAUUUUGAAUGUGUUAAAUUACAUGUACAAGCUGGAGCUGAUCUAAAAUUACCAUCGAGUAGUAAAAUAAUUCUCUAG